Molecule: messenger RNA, 739 nt
Organism: Beta vulgaris subsp. vulgaris (sugar beet)
Lineage: Eukaryota; Viridiplantae; Streptophyta; Magnoliopsida; Caryophyllales; Amaranthaceae
Exons: 1
Coding region: 194-637 (147 amino acids)
Source: RefSeq, a predicted model, not a curated record
UAAAAGAUAUUUGGGAUACAUAAAGAGAAAAAAGAAAAAAAAGGAAAUGGAAGAGAAAUUUCUUUAGCCACUUGUUCAUAUCAUUAUGUUUUCCACCAACAGCCAUAUCUAAACAAUCCUCACCUCUAAAACUCUUUUCUUUCUCUCUAUUUUACUACCCAUUUUCAGAAAAACAAACUAUAAUCAACAAAAAAUGGAAGAUUUGAUGGGUGAAUUCACUUUCCUCUCAAACCAAGCUCUACAAGACAAAAACUUUGAUCCAUCAAACAUUGAAGAUUUAAUGAAAUUAUUUGAAAUAGAAGCUUAUAAAUCAUGGGCAUCAAUGGUAUUAGAGUGUGAUAAAGAAGAAGAAAGUGCUGAAAACUCCAUGGAAGAAGCAGAAGAAGAGCUUAAUUCUGCAAUGGAAAGUGCCAUGGAAGAGUUUAGAAGGUUUGAAGAAGAAAUGGAGAAAGAAGCCAUGGCUGAAUAUUAUAGUUUGUUAAAAAUGGGUGAAACUGCAAGAAAUAUGGGCAAAUCUAUGGAAAAAGCUGCUUAUGUUGUUUCUAAAAAAUAUGUUGAAUCUGCACUUAAUUCUGCUACUAAUUCUAUGAAAUCUGCUUGGAAAGGGAUAUCUUCUAAUAAAGUUCAUCCUUCUUGAUCUUAUUUUUAUUGUUUUUUCUUUUGUUGUUGUGAUUUGAUCAGAUCAAGGUCAUUGUAGCAAUGAUGAAUAAAUUAAGUAUCUUUUUAGUUGUUUAUAUAA